Oppiella nova is the source of this 3738-nucleotide messenger RNA. Lineage: Eukaryota; Metazoa; Arthropoda; Arachnida; Sarcoptiformes; Oppiidae. The record is from the annotation of a GenBank genome assembly.
AUGGACACAAAUGAUAUGAUUGUGAGGCGAAGACAUGCCAACGCUGUCGCCAACACUCACUUUACUUCACAAACCAAUGACACCACUCAUGAUACGAUAAGUGAUGACCAUCAGGAUGAAAACAAGUCUCUUCACCAUAGGUUUCAUGCAUUUCACUAUUACUUCAACUAUUAUCUCUACGUUGGUGUGAAUGCCAUCCGAUCCGUCAUUUACCGGCUAACGGGUGGCCGAAGUGUUGAUCCCACGAAACGGAUUAUCAAUAAUUUGCUCCAAAAGUUCCCUUUCGAUGAAUUGCAGUCACUUUCAGUCGAAGAACUUUUCGACAAGACUUUGGCUGACAAUGAGUUCGAGUCGGCCCUCGAGUUGGCCAUCACUUAUGGCUUCGACUGCGAUGUCGUGUAUCAGCGGAUGUGGAGGAAGACACCCAUCACUCGACAGACAAUCGACGAGUCGUUGAGUAAAAUAUCCAAACAGUUGUGGAUUUUGAGGGAAUGUGUUGAAUGUGUGGCACAAGACUUGGAUUCAAUGAAAUAUUUACUCCAAUUUGGUCUCAAUAUCACCACUUGUGACAAAUUCGUCACUCAUUUCUACUCUCGAAUCCAAUCGCAAGACAAACACAAAGAUGGAGACAAUGAGGCGACUGAUGAGGAGGUGAUGACUGCGAGAGACAUAAUGGAGAGUGAAAUGGAUUGGAAUGACAUGUCUUUGGAGUCAAAGCAGGUCUGCAUUUGGAGAAGACGUCUCUUGCAAUACAUGGAUCGCCUCAAUGUCUAUGAAAUGGUAUUGAGUUAUAGGGAUGUCAACGACAUUAACAGCAAAUAUAACCAUAAGUUUUAUCAAAUAUUCCGCGAAAUGUCUUCACUGGAAGCGUCCGUCUAUUUUGCCCGUAAUGCCGAUUAUAACGCGGUUUCCAUUCUCUUGACCUAUGAAUCGGCGGAUCUGUUGGAUCACCGGUUAGUGAUUCUGUCGAAUAUCGACGAAACCCUUAGCCCUAAGAGGUAUACAUCGCUUCUGCCGAAAGUGGUUUCGCCGAAAGUCAAAGGCUAUGAAGUCUACGAUUGGAACCAAAUAUUGUUGAGAGAAGAGGAUUGGGUUGAGAGUCGGUUCCCUUCGGUCUUCACGACAAACACCACUCAAUUUGAGUCCGAAUUUUAUUCCGAAAACACAAGUCUUUUGAGAUAUAAAAGCAAUCGUUUGUCGAAAUCAUUGCUAACGCAAUGGUAUUUAGAAAGAAGUCGACAAAUAUUGUCAUUGACUUCCAUUGUGAUGAAUGCUCUCGAUUUGGUUGAUAUUGGGAUCAAACACAUGGUUCCAAAUCUGGAGAAACUUUAUUCAGAUCUCGAUAUCUUUGCGUUAAUUGUUUACGAAUCCAAAUACGAAGAAGAGAUUGAAUUUGAAGAUUUCGAGAACUAUUCCAAUAAACAGAAAAUCGAUGUUUUAAUGAGUGGAGCGCUUGAAAGUGAUGAACACUUCUUGAGUUUUGUUGAGAAAUAUCUCAAAGUCUUCAUCGCAAAGGUCUGCAAAGAAGAUCCAAAACAAAUGCAAACUAUUGGAAGAGAACUGUUUAAAGAUUAUUUGAUUUCUGUGGCCAAAAGUGAUUUAAACUUUUGUCUCAAAGUGUUUGAAAAUUCGAGUUUAAGUAACACUUCCAUCGAAAGAUCCAAACAAAACACUUUGAUUGAAGAGCCGUCCGAUUUGAUUGAGUUUGCAAUCGAUUGUAUUUAUGCGUCCGAAGACCCCAACCAACUGGAGGUGUGCUUUCAAAUCAUGGAAUGUCUGCCACAACCAGAUAUGGUUCCACUCAUUGCUAAUAACGAUAUCAAUCAGAUUAAGCGUUUGAAUGAAUUGAAUGGUUUGGCGGAUAAACUCGAGAUCUAUUUGGUCGCCGCAGAGAUUAUCGAGCAGUACGACUGUCCGCCAACUAUUAGCCAAAUACGAGAUCUUGAAGUCACUACUGAUAGGGAAGGAGUGAAGCAUUUGUUUACUCGAAUUACUCGAAAUUGUGCUAAAAGUGAUAAACCAUUGUCUGUGAAUGAAUGGAUGGAAACGUUUAAGAGUUUAGAAGAAGUGCGCAAAACAUGUCUGAAGGACUGCAUAACUGAAGACCAAUUGUUUGAAGUCUUCGUCCAGACAUUGCUCUGUUCGGCCAGAAAAGAGAACUUCGGUUUAGCGGCCGGUUAUCUUCAGCUGAACUCUGAGACCAAAUACAAGAAAAAAGUGGUUCCCUUUCAGAAGACCAAAAAACUGCUGAUAAGUGCGGCCCAGGAGUACAUCAAUUCAUCGGAUUCGGCGAAUGACUACAACAUAGUGUUAGCCAAAGAAUGUCUUCAACUGAUCGAUGAAAGGGAACAACAAAAGGAUGCAUUGAUUAGUGAAGAACUGAAUUUAAUUGAAAGCUUGCAUUUGAUUGAAGACAACUUCGAUCUGAAACUAUUGCCGAUCCAAAUACGACUCAUUCCUCAGCCAAGACUUGAAUUGAUUGAAAAGAUCCUGAAAUCGUCAUCAAAAGCGUAUCAAAAGACAUUAAAAAUACUGAAAAUAUCACAACUUCUCAAAGUUUGCAGUGAUUUCGACAGCGAUUACAGAAACGGAACCGUUUUGUCGUUGUGUGCAAACGUGGCCUUAGAUUCAAAAGACUUCAAACACUGUUUCAAUUCGUGCGAACAGAUUAUGAAAAACAAUUACACCGUCGGUUGGAAAGCCAGGCGUUCAUCGGAUUCGUUGCGUUUCCAACGGAUUGCCAAACAGUAUCUCUAUUUGAAAGACAAACAUUUGGUUGAAUUGGUGGCCAAUCACUUGAGUGAUGACCUCCCAAAUGACAACUCUGUUAUCUUCGAGUCCAGCCCUGGAACCGCUCUCCUCACCAAACAUCUACUCAAAAGUGGCGCUCAAAAGGUACGGGUCUUCGAAGACAAUCCAAUAUUUUUGGAUAAACUUAAAAUAAUAAAUAUACCGAAUCUUCUCUACAAAGACGUGGACUCUGGCGAAGACAUCAACAGUUGGUUCAGUGGUAUACCAGUCAGAGAUUGGAGGUCUGAGCCGACCAUCAAAUUUGUGUCCGUCUUAUCUCCCAUUAAUUCAACUCUUUUCAUGCGUUUUGUAAUCAAACAAUUGCUGCGAAAGGAUCUGUUCUUCAAUUGCGGAAGAACUCAGUUCUUAGUGUUUGUGUCACAGAAGGAGUACAAGUAUAUGAGUGCCACACCUGACAGCCAGUACAGGACAUACCGAUCCAUAAGUGUUAUCUAUAACACACUCUUCGAUGUCGAGAAACUCGAAACUAUUCCUUACUCUCGAUUCGGCUUUUAUUCUGACUCUGAAUCCAAUCGAAAGGAACCAAAAUUUGAAGGAAACUCACUACUCGUUCGCUUGACUCCGAAGCCAUAUUUGGAUGAAUUAGACGGUCAGACACUUCAGGAUUACUACUAUUUCGUGACACAAACCUUCAUGAAGAGGAAGAAUUGGAUCAUUCCUUUCUUAGAGAAUUGGUUCCCAAACUGUGGUCCAGAUUUGAUCAAAAAAGGAAUUCCUGUUUUCAAAUAUUUCGGUGAUUUGAGGGCCGAAGAAGUUUUAGAUCUUUUUAAAUACUUCUACAAUAGAAGUGAUUACAAUAACUCCAUUUAUAAGACUUUCGCCACAAAUGAUAUCUUUGACAACGAAUUCGAAACGCAAGACAUUAAAGAAGAUGAUGAAGAGGUGGACACCAAAGACAAGGAAGAGCUCAUCGAUAAUGAGAUAUGA